CCAGCAAACUGCAUUUGUUUUUUUUUAGCGGACAGAGAAGUUCUCAGCAGAGCAGACAGGCGAACGAGCCCAAGCCCGAUUCCUACUCGGCGGGAGCGGGUGGAAGCGCCGGCGAUGGCGACCCCGGCGAAGGAGGAGGCGGCGGCAGGGAAGAGAGACGAGCUCGCCGACUCGCUGUCCGAGCUCUUCACCAACGUCUCCCUCAUGGUCCGCGGCGAGCUCCAGGGAACCAACAACCAGCUCUCGCUGCUUGAAAAGAUGAAUCAACGUGUGACCGAGGAAUACAGCAAUUAUGGAGACGUUGUGUCCGGUCUGCGAGUUUUUGUAGAACAACUGAAUGAGAAAAACCAACGAUUUGACGAGUAUACAACGCAGAUCGACGCGAUAGACCAGCAGGUGAGUGAGUUUGAGGCAGUGGUGUCCAUGCUUGAUAAGCAUGUCUCCAUGUUGGAGAAGAAAGUGAAGUCCGCAUAUCACAUUGCUCCCACGCAAUGAUUCAUGUCCAAGCAUCCCAUCAUGUCCUGUUCUCUUCACAAUAAUCGAGCAUAUAUGUAUCUAGUAGCUAAACACGUUUGGAUGGGGAAAGUUACACUCUGGCCCUAAUGUUUCCACCAUUGCUGUACUUUCAGUCUUGUGGUGCAACUGCAUAGACGAGUUGCGGUGUUCCUUC
This is a messenger RNA of Triticum urartu, 670 nucleotides long. It is a transcript of the gene BLOS2, whose product is annotated as biogenesis of lysosome organelles complex 1 subunit-like protein. The record is from RefSeq and is a predicted model, not a curated record. Lineage: Eukaryota; Viridiplantae; Streptophyta; Magnoliopsida; Poales; Poaceae.